UUGUUUUGGUUCACCCAGUGCACGUGGGGUCUGUCUGAUGCGUUCCUACUGAGAAACGUACUCGUGAGAGUACAAGUUAGGGUUGGAUGCCUUUCUUAGUAUCCUGUAUCAUAUCACGCCGUACAUUCGGAAGUAUUCAAUUUUGAUGUAACAGUCAAAGUCUAGCUAGGUGAAACACACAGGGUGAAAAACGCGUGGGUUGUUGUUUUGUUGCAUAAGCCUAUCGCUGUAUAUUUGGCGGACUAGCGAUAACAGCGCCCUCUAAAUCCUACUACGCAAUAAGAUCGCCUGUCUUUGUUUACACGCUAACAAAGCCGCCAUUGUAUGGUAACUGUCCCCGUAGUGAUUCGAUAGGAAAGCUUGUCCCCAAAUAAACUGUUGAGCAGUCUUUCUGAGUCUACGGGUAGUGUUUACUGGGUACCCAUGGGAUUGGCGAGUCUUUGUGGUGUGAUUGUUGUGAAACUCUGUUGCUGAUUCAUCAGAAUAUGGCGGGGCCAUUCGGUUCGUGCUGAGUCAUCACAUUGCACUGCGUCACAAUAUCGAACAGAAACGAAGUCCACAGGCGCAAAAUACGCAACGAGCCGAGAACUGCCGAGUCGCAUUUUUACUACGUAGAAACAAUUCUACAAGUUUUCACACGGACUGCGAAUCUAGAAGUUGGAUAUUAUUUCAGUGGAUUAUUCUAAGGAAUACGUUUAAAACAUUUGUGAAUUCUGUUUUGAAAGAAGGACAAGAAAAUGAGUAAAAAGAUUUUCAUGUCACUGGUCAAGUCGGAGACUGAGCGGGCCAACAGGGUGCCAGUAGUGGUAUCCCACAAUUCCCAGUUAUCUGAUGACGAGUUGGUUGCCAUGACGGUCAAGGAACUGAAUAGAAUAUUGAAGGGCAUGCCGCGGGAGGAGGUAGUUAAGCUCAAACAGCGGAGACGAACUCUUAAGAAUCGUGGUUAUGCUGCAAAUUGUCGCGAGAAGAGGUUAUCACAGAAAGAAGAGUUGGAGUAUGAGAAGGAUCACCUUCGUGCGGAAGUCCACAGAUUGAGGCGGGAAAACGAAGGAGUCAAAACUGAGCUUGGGUCGCUCAAGGACAAAUAUGACGCUCUCCAGAGGUUUGCCGAUGCCAACCGUAUCAAAGUGUUAACGCCGCCCCUCAUGUUCAGCCCCCCUCAUCGCCAUCACAUGGACGCCAUGAUGGUCAAGUCUGAGCCAUCGCAGGCGUAGCUUCGGCCAUGACUGACUUUCAGUCUUCUCUGUGUGUCUGUAAACGUACUGGAUUUAUUUAUUUGUAAACGUAUGUUUUUGAAAAGAUCGACUUCAAGUUCUACUUUGUUUGGUGAUACGUGGUAUGUUGUCCGUCUGUGUGUACACUAACAAUGCGACUGUGUCAAAGAUGUUUUCUUCGCUGAGUGUCUGGGAGGUCUGGACUGAUACACAAGUGUGUUCAAUGUGUUGUGUAACAUUGGAUCAGUAGUGCUGAGGUUUUACCUUUUGUCAAGGACGCCGUCUUUGUCCAGGCGACACUUUCGGUGGUCAGCUGUCAACAUCAAUAUACUAGCAAGACAAUUAAUCAGAAACAAUUUAGUGUUCUAAUCAGCUGGAAAUGGGAAUAUUAGAAACAUUUGAAAACCAAACUACUCAAAUACUGACAAGAUUUGCCUAAAAUGUUCAUGCAUUAAUGAUUUAACUGGGCAAAGGCUUACACUUCUCAAAGUCGGCGAAAAAAUAGGAUAGAAGAUGCGAAACAAAAAGGCGAACGGUGCUGUAGAAUAGAAGAUUUUUAUACGACAUAACUGGUCAUAUCAUUGAACAGAUUUUAUAUUUUGAUACCAAUAGCGUGUUCAUCCCUUAAUGAUGGUUGUGUAUUUUGAUUGUUGUGAUGUUUGGGGGCGCGGUCAGACUUGGUAAACAUGACCACGCCCAAACAUCACAGUUACAAAACAGGAGGCAGUGCAGUUCCAGCUGUAUCAUAUUUCAUCUUCAUAGGAACACGUUUGUUUUGUAGAAGUCAUGCAUCAUUAAUGUUGGUUUCGUAGGAUUUGUGAAAUGUCAGACAUACGGGAAAUCCAGUCCAUUUGUCACAUCGAAUGCCUAUAUUUUGACAAAGUGUAUAUAUAAUCAUCAUUCCAUCGAAUUGUAUUUCCAUAAUGUACUGUUAGUACUCCAACUGCUAGAUUUCACUAAGUGGUAUAUACUUUCUGUAAACCCGUAAAUCAUUGGGAUUUAUAAGUUUUUUUUCUCUUCAAAUGAUUUUUGAUUGUACAAGUUCGCCAAACGUUUUUUAUUAAGAGAAGAUUGUUUACCUUUCUCAAAAAACAAUAUCUUAAACAUUAGAAUCAGUUAAUAUUUGAUUAUAUGUAAAAGCCGUCGGUUGAAAAUAAGAGACAGUUUAUAUCUUAUUACCUCCAAAAACAGUCUGUUUAUGAUUAGAAACAGUUUCUAUUUUAAGAUAGUACACGGUAUAUUUAACUAGGGAGGUAGAUAAUGUUUGGUUUCUUUGUCUUACAGUUUGCAUCUUCUUGCCAAAACGUGUACUAUUUUACAGCCUGUCGAACGAUUGGCGUGGAUUCCCUUUACAAAAGAGUUUGAUAUGAUUUGUAAAUAUCCAAAAUCUAAAAUCUAAGACAGAGUCCAACAGAUGGAGGUAGCUGACGUGUUUCGUGUAGUGUUUGGUGUUUUGUUGUUGGACUGGACACAUGUCAUUUCUGUCGGUGUAAAGCAAUGUUGUGUACUAACUAGUUAUUGUAAGAAAGGUUUACAACGGCCACUUGGCAAAAUGGGCGUGUCCUCAUUGACACAAGGGGUUUUUUUUGCCAGAAAAGACAUUCCAGUUUAAAGCUAUGUUCAACAUUGACGGUAUUUGUAAACCAAACGGGGAAAAAGCAUGGACUAAAGGAAAGGUUCUAAGAGUGGGUUUUUUUUUGGGGGGGGAGGGGGGGGGAUAUAUAGUACAUUUAUGCUAGCCCAAUUUUACCACCUAUUUCCAUUGUCUGGUUGUUUUGUUCGAUGCCAAAUGAAUAUUGAUGUAUGAGUUUCAUUGUUUGGUUAAUCCGUUAACUAGUAUUGAAUUCAUUUCAAGAAAUGUAUCGCCAUUAUCAUUCCUGUCUUGUUUUGUUACGUUUAUGUAAGUCUCCAGACAAUAGCCUCUGCUACAGUGUGCUGCCGAACAGGAUGCCAAAACGAUCAACACUCACCAACCAGUGUGAAUCACCAAUAAUAGUGCCUAGCCCUUCACCUUCCAUAGAUGCCGGAUCAGUCCAGCCUGUCCGUGUUGGCAGGGGAGGCAGGGACUAACCCGAGGUCAUUUAUCACUAGUAUCACCAUUGAAAUGUUAGACAUUGCAAUGACCCUGUCACUACAUCACUCCGUGGUAUUCCUUUAUUGACUACAGACUGGUACAAUCUGUUAUCUCAGACGUUUAUUAUUGUUUUAAAUAAUAUUUUUGCCGUCCAUUUUCAUUAGUAUUUAGUUGACGAUACUAACACAAUUUUAGUUACUAACAAACUCUUUGUCAUACUUUGGACAAGCCAUUUAAAUUGCAAUUGCGUAAUGGUACAAUUUUAGCCGGGGUGAGUUCCGAGGUGGUGGCGGCUGUCUGCCGUCUUAGAAUCGGCCCACUGUUAGGAGACUAGUAUUGAUUGUGACGGUGAUGUCGGAGCCGUAUAACUGAUAGGAGUGUACGGUGGUUAGAGGGAGAGAACAUCGGAAUGUACUCCAACAUACCACCAAAUAGUUCACGCUCCGUAGGGUUUAUACAUAGAUCGUGUGACAGGUAAACUUCUGGGCGUAUGUUAUACACCGACCAGGUAGAGGCGUCUAUGUAGGUCCACCGAUGUCUUUGUGAAGUAAUACCGCUGAAUCAGCCAUUCCGAUAUAUAGAAGUAGUACAAUCCAGCUUUUGUUACGAAUCUGUCCGCUCAGCUAAAAACUAAACUUUGACGGCGAUGCGGAAAUGGUGACAGAUUUAGACGCGAAGUGAUCCGUAGAGAAGAG
Mizuhopecten yessoensis (Yesso scallop) is the source of this 3983-nucleotide messenger RNA. Its product is annotated as transcription factor MafK-like. The coding region runs from base 738 to 1214 and encodes 158 amino acids. Lineage: Eukaryota; Metazoa; Mollusca; Bivalvia; Pectinida; Pectinidae. Gene Ontology annotation, biological process: regulation of transcription by RNA polymerase II. The record is from RefSeq and is a predicted model, not a curated record. Gene Ontology annotation, molecular function: RNA polymerase II cis-regulatory region sequence-specific DNA binding; DNA-binding transcription factor activity, RNA polymerase II-specific. The transcript has 2 exons. Gene Ontology annotation, cellular component: nucleus.